GUUUCUACAACCGCUUGGAAUUUUAACGCUUUUGUUGUGAAGAAUAAAGGGGAUUAUUCUAAGAUGUGAUAUUUGCUUCUAUCAAAGAGAGAAGAAGAUGUAGAGGGGAUACCAUCGGGACAGAUUGGUCGUGCUAUCAAAUGCCAGGCUAAGGCAUAAAAGACAGAACAUGUCCUCACUGUGCAGAUUGGAAUUGUUAUUUCUCCUAUGCUUACUGAGAGCAAGCUUCUGCUAUGUGCAUGAGCCAGAUAUACUUGAUAUUGUGAAUGGAGGUGCUGCAACAAACAGUGAACUUUUUAUACAGAGAUUUAAUUUGGAUUUGCCUGAUGUUAGUGUUGUGGAAGGGCAUUUGUUUCAGUACAAAAUACCAACUGUGGCUUUUGAAAACAGGCGUCUUGUUGUUCAGUUGACAGAAGUUGGAAAACCCACAUUACCAUCAUGGAUGUACUUCAACCAGUCAUCUCACACUCUUGUGGGCAUACCGGUCACUGCUGGUCAGUUUUACAUACAAGUAGAUAUAAAGGUAUACACUGGAAUAAUUCCCAGCAAGGACAUCAACAGGGGCAACAGUGAUGAGCUCUGGUCAGAUGAAUUAGUAACAAAUAGGGGGCAGCACAGGACAGAGGGGUUGUUAACAGAUGGAUUUAUAAAGAAGGAGCACUUGGUUGCCACUGAUGUGUUCAGUAUUAUUGUCUGUGAUGCCUUGACAAGUUGUCAACCAGUUCACAGUGAGCCACAGAGCCUUCAAAACUUUCAGGAAUCUCCAAAAAUAACAUCAACAUCAUCGCCUUCAUCUUCAUCUUCAUCAUCGUUUUCUUCAUCGAACCAACCUGAUUGUCCCGGAGAAGUGUUUGCUUACUCUGCCAACAUUGUCUUGGAUGUAGACCUGGCAGAGCUCCCAUUACAUAGAAGAAUGAAGCUUUUGCAAAAUUUGGCAAGCUUUGUUCAAAUUCCUGUAGAGAAAGUAACAUUAAAUGAGUACAUGGGAAUGAGAGGGAAUACUGUGAACCAAGAACUAGUUAUUUUAAUGGCAGGACCAGGGAAUGUUCUAAAUGGCAUCACCUCCUCCAGUGGCAAAGGCGUCCUUAUGUCGUGGCCAAUCAGCUGUGGGGAGUUCAGAUUUGCCAGAGACUUCAGCCAGGUCCUGGAUCACAACGUGGCCGGUGGGAGAAUAACCAGCGAAAUUGGCUUCAAUAUCAUUGGUUGGCAUAUCAUGGCAUUCAUGCCAACGAGGUCUGGGGGCCAGAAGAAAAAGCGCACAAAGAGACAGCUGAAUCAGGCGACGCCAUUCCCAGGCACGCCUUCGCUCAGCAUGGCACAGCCCACCAGGUUGACUCUGCUGUCCACCAUAUAUGAGACACUGAGCACAGACAUGACAUCUUCCCCACAACCCCCAGUACAAACUUCUAGUACCAGUACUGUCGUAUCAGCUUCAAGCCUUUUUGACAGCUCUGUUUUUUCAGCGUCAUCCAGCGAGGACAUGACUGUUUCUACGGAUGUUAGUCCAUUGUCGCCAUCAACUAGCGAGUCUGUGUCAGAGGGACCAUCUCAAACUGUUACUUUGUCCAGCAUUAUAGAGACAUCUUCACUAGUUGACCAGUCUAGCGAGAGCACUUUUGAGUUUUCUACUCUUAUUUUGUCAUCAUUUGUCACUGUAGAUACAACAUCUGCCAGCAUAGAUACAGUAGUGACAUCAUCAGCAACAGCAACAAUCUCAGUUACAUCAUCAUCGGUUUUUAAUGUCACCACAGUAAUGCCAACAGUAACAACAGCAGUAACAACAGAAGAAACAACAACAGAGAUAACAACAACUCCAGAGGCAACUACAACUGAACCUGAAACUACAACUGAAGAAGAAGUGACAACAACAGAAGCCGAGACAACAACAGUAGAAGUAACAACUACUGAACUUGAUACAACAACGAUGCUAACCACAACAAUACCACUGCCAACAACAACAGAGAAACAAACCACUGUACUAAACACAACAAUAUCAGCACCAACAACAACAGUAACAGUAGAAGAUACAACCACUGUAGAAGAUACUACUACAGUAAAGCUGACCACUACAACUGAAGGAAUUACAACUUCAACCACAGCAACAACUACGGAAAAUAUAACUGAAGUAGUGACAACAGCUACAACAAAAAUACAAACUGAUACAACAACAGCGAACAUCACAGAGAAGUUCACCACUGAAGCAGUAACAACUCCAUACUUGACAACAGAAGCUGUAACUACAACUUUGCAACCCACAACAGGAGUAACUGUGGCUUUGAAUACUACUGUAAAAAAUACAACAGCAGCAGCACUGAGUACCACUGAAAUGCUCACAACUGAAGCAGUUACAAAUGUCACAACAGAGGUCACAACAACCACCACAGCAGUAACAACUGAAACAACAAUUGCCACCACCGAAGCAACUACAACUACUCCCACAGAAAUCACAACUGAGCAAAUAACAACAACAACGGAAUCAUUAACAACUAAACCAGUGACAACAUCACUUACAACAACAGAGUCGAUAACCACACCCGCUACCACUGCAACAACACCUUCUGAAACAACAACGGAAGUCAUUACAACUUCCACGGAAGGGGCGACUACUACUGAGGCAACAACUGAGAGUAUUACAACAUCUGAAGGCAUAACAACAUCAACAGCAGCAUUGACAACAACAAAACCAACAACACCAACUUCAACAACAGAUAUGAAAACCACAGCAGAAAAAACAACAACAACAAAGGCAGUGACAACAACGUUUGAAAUUACAACACCGAAAGAUGAGACAACCACAACUUCUGAGACCACUACAGCUCCGUCUACUACAGUGAGCCCUACUGUUGCCAUGACAACAGCCAAAGAAACAACAACAACAGUAAUGACAACUACAUUGCCACCAACUACCACUGUGCAGACAACUACAAUAGAGAUCACCACAGUGCCAGUAAACCAGGCCCCCAUUCUGUACAACCAGUUCGAUAAUCUUCGAGUGUUUCAAGGGGAGUAUUUCAGCUACCUGGUACCCCGUGACACCUUCCACGACAGAGAAGAUGGGGACACCAGACACCUCAAUCUGUCCCUUCUGGACAGUGGGACUGGAGAAAUACUUGGGCCUGCGUCAUGGGUUUUGUUUAAUGAGCCAAAUCAAAUCAUAUAUGGAGUUCCAGUGUUUGCCAAUUUGCUUCUUAAUCCGCAGGAAUUUCACCUCAUGGCAGAAGAUUCUGGUGGAUUGUUCAGCACUGAGGUGUUUAAUAUUUUUAUCAACAGUUCAAGCGUGGUGGAUGUAUCCCAUGUGUUUGUUAUAUCUCUAGAGGAGAAUUACUUACAGUUUGUUAAUGAUACUCAAAACUUGAUCACAGUGAUGCAAAAAAUUGGAAAAUUUUUCGGGGAUUCAGACUCUAGAUUCAUCACAGUUGUAUCAGUCACUAAUGGAUCUGUGAAUGUUGCUUGGAGUAACAACAGUUUCUCAAAACUAGUUUGUCAGAAUGAAAGCAUACACUUCCUUCUAGAUGAAAUAAUUGACCCAACUUCGGGGAACAUCAAAUCAAAUUUCUCAGCAGCGAUGCUCCCAGAGUUCAGGGUAAUCUCCGUCCAGUAUCGCCCCCUAGGGGUGUGUGUGCCAGGUGAUGUGCUGCCCCCUAUAGUUUCUGUGGGGGCAGUUGCCAUUGACAACUACUAUAUUUAUCUUGUCACAAUUAUCCCAGCAGUGGGUGUGGUGCUGAUUCUAUUGCUCAUUGGUUUGAUUGUCUGCAUCCUGUACAGACGUCGUAGGGACAGUGGAGACAGACUGGUCAAGGCAGACAAGCCAACAUACAAUGCCAAGCGUGGCAAACGAAAACCAGUCAUUUUACCGGAGGAGCUCGAAUUACAGGAGGUGGAUCGUAAGCCUAAGAAACCACUAUUCCUGUUACCUGACAGCGAUCCCCUCAUGGGGGGUCCUGCAGCUAGACCACCUGCAGAGAGACCACACCCGCCACCGCCACCCCAAUAUCGUGUACCACAGUUUGACUUUGAUUGGCCUGAUCAGGGGGAUCAGACCACGCCCCCACCUUCAUAUCACAGUGGGAGUGGGCGGGGCCCCCAUAGGCCACCCCCACCUGCCUAUCGUCUCCCUCCGCCCUAUUUGGCUGAACAAGAGGAUUCCUCAGUGUAGCCAUACCCCUUUCUGUGUAUUUAAGCCACACUCUUAUUUAAGAUUAUUUUGGUUGCUUGUUUGAAUACCCUUUCAGUCCACAUACGUUGGACACUCACUUGUAACAAACUGAUCAGAAUCUAGAAGCCUCCAUCCCAUCUGAUGACAAAGAAGGCAGUACAUGCUUUAACAGACUUCUCAUUUAACAGUCCUUAUUAACACUAUCAUUAUAUGUAAUAUUCACAAUAUUUAUUAUUUGCCAUAACACAUGGUUGUAUGACUUUCCAGACUCCUGGUGCCUCAAUUAAAUAUAGAGUUUGCAGGUUUUUUUGUUUUUUUUACGAUAUUUGUUUCCUCCAAAAGGCCUCAGACACCCAUUUGAUAAGUGAUAUUGAACUUUUUUCAACUGUGACUUAAUGUUUUAUUUUUGAAUUUGUUUUAAAUUCAUCAUCAUGUUUAAAUAAUGAAAAUUAAUCAUUUAUAUUUCAGGAACUCUAUGCAAGUUUUUACGUGAAAAUAUCUUCCUUUUUGUAGAGGAAAAUGUGUAUGUAACAUAACAAUCUGUAUACUUUCUUAGACGUCCAAUAAGAUUUACCGUCCAGUAAAUAUAUCUAUCUGAUUUGCCAAAUUUUCAGUUAAAGUCUUUUAGAGGUCUUUUCAAAGGAAUAAUCAUGGGAUGUUCAAACAUGCCUUUAGAAAGGUAUUUCCAUGAUGAUAUAAUUUCAAUUUUACUGUAUUGUCUUUUUCCAAAGAUAUUUAAUUUUCAAUGCAGUAGGAGAAUAUUUAGCAUAUUGAACUAUAACAAGAAGCAAAAUGCUUUAGUGUGAAGAUUUAUAUAUAUUUAUAUAUCUUAUUAUGUUUUGCAUUUUUGAAUUGAAUUUUUGUUACCAACUUGAAUGCAAGAACUGGUUCUAAAUGUUGUGUGCAUUCUGCAUGCUUUA
Messenger RNA from Lingula anatina, 5076 nucleotides. RefSeq lists its product as uncharacterized. The record is from RefSeq and is a predicted model, not a curated record. NCBI's taxonomy places the organism in Eukaryota, Metazoa, Brachiopoda, Lingulata, Lingulida, Lingulidae. Gene Ontology annotation, cellular component: dystrophin-associated glycoprotein complex; dystroglycan complex; sarcolemma. Gene Ontology annotation, biological process: axon guidance; nerve development; muscle attachment. Gene Ontology annotation, molecular function: laminin binding; calcium ion binding.